Chara braunii is the source of this 7513-nucleotide messenger RNA. The record is from the annotation of a GenBank genome assembly. Lineage: Eukaryota; Viridiplantae; Streptophyta; Charophyceae; Charales; Characeae.
UGUUCAACGGGAAAGCAUAUUUUUCUGAUUUCUGCUUUCGUGAUAAAGGGCUAGCGAAAAAUUCGCUUAUCUGCAUCUUGCCGUGUCUUCUGCAUUGAUUUCUUCCGUGCGGCAUUCGUACAGGUGGAGGCAACGUGUCCUCACGUAAGUCGUUUGCGGUACGAAAUAAUGUACAUAUAUAUGUGACGAUAUAUGAUUGUCUGUGAUUGUCUGUGAGUCCGAUUUGAAGUUACCUCGCUUCCAUGAUUUAGUCGACUUUAUGAAUCAAUUUCGUCGAUCAUAGGCUGUCGUUCCGUACUAAGCAUUCGCCGGCCUUAGAGGGAGGGAUUGCCGCUAUCUCCAUUACGCAGUCUUUGUCCAUUUUAUGGUAGGGUUCCUUCUCUACCUGCCGUGCUACUCAUUCUUUAGUGCAAUGUAAUUCUUUGGUCGACAACCUUCUAAAGCAGUGUAGCCUAUACAAACCGAACGUACUCACGUGCUUGAGUGCUCGUGGUCGUCUUGCCGUGUGUAUGUGUGUGAGACAGUCACAGAGAGAGACAAACACACACACACGCACACACACACACACACAGAGAGAGAGAGAGAGAGAGAGAGAGAGAGAGAGAGUUGUUGAACUGCGGCAAGAUGUGGUAAUUAAGGGGCUGCGGAGGCGAGUCCCAGGGGGAACGAAGGGUGGGAAGGUAGGGGCAAAAGCUGAGGUGAGAUAGAUAGAUAGAUAGAUAGAUUUGUCACAGCCCCUCGUUUGUUGUCCUCUUCUCUCUCUCUGCCUACGGUUUACCGGGCAGUUCUAUUUGUGACGAUAUAGAUAGAUAGAUAGAUAGAUAGAUAGAUAGAUAGAUAGAGAGAGAGAGAGAGAGAGAGGUCUACGACGAAUGAUGGUGGAUGGGCAUACCGUGGCUGGCGACGAGAAGGACACAAAGCGAGAUAGGGAUUUAGGUAGUAUUCGAUUCGAAACCGAGUAGGAUGGGGGGAGAAAAAAGAAAGCGGCGCCUGUUCUGUUGAGGAGGAGAGCGGUCCAGGAAGACAAGCGAUCUGGAGCUCAUUGUCGAGCGCGUUCAUUUUCUACGAGGAGUUUGUUGUUGAACGGCUGUGGAGACAGGUUAAUGUGAGGAAAGGCGCGAGACGAAGCGGGAGUACGGUUCUUUUCAGAAUUCCUCGCUCCUGAACCUUCUUCGCUUCACAAUACCCCGGCCGUGCAGCAACGAGGAAUGGGGGCGCGGGGGACCUUGUCAGCACACGAUAUGAUGGCAAUCAGCGGCUGCGUGGUUUGCCACGUCGUGAUAUUUUAGGUGGAUGCGGGAGGGAGGUGAGUAGGAUUCACGGACGGUAAGAAGAAUAUGUCGUAAGUGAAGAAUGAGCGGGGAGAGAGUGGAGGAAGACAGACUGAAAAAGGGCAGAAAAGCGAGGAGGUGGCGCUUGACUUUCGCUGACGCAAGAGAAGGGCAUCAGAGGACGUUAGACGCGAAUAGGUACGCACUCUGCGUGCGUGUGUGCGUGCGUGCGUGCGUGUGUGUGUGUGUGUGUGUGUGUGUGUGUGUGUGUGUGAGAGAGAGAGAGAGAGAGAGAGAUAUGGAGGCGGGGGGGGCUUUGGUGGGGCCGUCUCCGAGGGAACGAAUUGGCGAUCAGUGUCAGCAGCAGCAGAAGCAGCAAGACUGUAGGCACUUUUUGCAGACAGGAACUUGCGCGUACGGGCGGAGCUGUAAACACAGUCAUCCAAUAACUGGACGAGCCGUCUUUGCGUCCUUGGGGAGCUUCACGUCAGCGGAGAGGCGGAGAGGGGAGGAGCAACAGCAGCAUCAAGUGCGUCAGCAGCCGGCUCAACAUCCUGAACGUCCCGGUCAGCCGGAGUGUCCGCAUUAUGCGAAAACUGGAACGUGCAAGUUUGGCAUAAGUUGCAAAUUCCACCACAGUCCCCAUCUAGUGAGGCUCUCUCCUGUCGCAGCGUCCACGACGUUUUUGCUGGCUGCUCAAAGCCAAGCUCAACGCGUGGGCGGUGUUGUCUUGAAUGGAUCACGAUACCCUUUGCGCCCGGGCCAGAAAGAUUGCGACUACUACAUGAAAACCGGUCAGUGCAAGUUCGGCGUCAGUUGCAAGUUCAAUCAUCCGGAGCUGAUCGCCGCUUCGAGCAGGGCUCCGGUAUAUCCACCACCAUCAAAACCGGCGGUCCCGAUACCUGUACCGACGCCCACAGUCUCUGCGGGCUAUCAAACAGCCCCAGGUGCACUGGGGCGCAGUGGACCGCCGGCCAUUCCCGUGAGUCCUGUGGUAUUUCCGGUACCUGUGCGACCUGUAGGUCUGGCGCGCUUCCCGCCCUUCAGCACCCAGCCAGGGCAGGCCGUGCCCUCAGGCCCUGGACACGUCCACUGCCUCGUUCAGCAUCCUGGAGGUAUCGUGUAUCUGCCACCAGGCUGGAAUUACCAGUACGUUUGGCCGGCACCUGCAGAUCCUACUCACCUGCUUUCCCGUCCUCAGUCACAUCAAGUAAAUUCCGCUCCUCAAUCUCAGCAGCAGCAGCAGCACGCUCAGCCGAUGUCAGCAGGAUCAGCAGCAGGUGAUGGAGGCUCGUUUUUCUUGCCGCCUCGGAGCCAUCUACCUCCUCCUCCUCGCCCUCCUCUCUCCCCCCCACCGGCUGCGACGAGCGCUACGGUAUCAGGCCCUGGCGGCGACUCGCUGGCAUCAGGUGGCCUUGGAGUUGUUCGCGGUGGUGGCACGGUGAUCCCGGUUGCAGGGCCCGUUGCGCCUUUCGCUCCAUCGUCGAACCCAGGGCUGCUAACAGCGAAUCCUAAUGUCAAUUUCAUGAGUAAGAGUACCGAGAUGCCGCCAUCUCUGCCUGCCCUGCCAAAGGCUCCAUAUCCACCGGGAAUGAUCGGUGUGCAGGGAAUAAUGCCCUCGUCGCAUAACGGGCCCGGUGGAUGCACGGGAGUCGUGCUGUUCCCGCAGCUUCUGCCACGCAACAGCGCUGCGGCCCCGUUCCCCGAAAGGCCGGGACAACUGGAAUGCCGCUACUACGUGCGCACUGGGGCGUGUAAGUAUGGGAUGUCUUGUCGCUACCAUCAUCCAAAAGAUCGGAAGGCUGCGGCGAUGGCCAGUGGGAGCGGCAGUAGCGGAGCUGGGCCGGGAACAGCAGCUCGGUGCGCACUCAAUCCGAUGGGAUUCCCGCUACGUCCAGGUCAGCCUCCUUGCACGUUUUACGUACGCAACGGUGAUUGUAAAUUUGGUCAGACUUGUAAAUUCGACCAUCCAGUCGGGGAGCUAGAGUAUUGCCCCUCUGCAUCGUCGUUAGUGGACAUGCCUGUCGCGCCGUUGCCAGAACGAUCCUUAGCUGUGGCUGCUGAAGAAGAAAACGGGGUCGUCGAAGCCACUCUACAUAAACCCAAGCAGGAGGUGAAGGGUCAAUCGACCGGAGGGAGCAGUGAGGUAAAUCGUCCGGAUGAUGAAGAAAACGGUGGGGACAAUGAUGAUGAGGAUGAUGAUGAUGAGGAGGAUGUAGAGGAGCAUGAUCUGAAGGGUGGAAGACAUCAGGGCGGCAAUGGUGCUGAUUCCGCCCUGAAGGUGACGGCAGAGGAGGUGAACUCCGCUCCCAUUCAAGCGGUUGUGAUUGAGAAUUCUGGUCUAGUUAGUGUAGGAAGUCACUGAUCGAUUGGGUCAGGAGUCCUAGAGGGGCCUGAUUCAAGGAUCAAGGAUAGGAAGAGCGUAGGAUGAGCUGCUUGCUCGCCUGCUUUGUUCUCCGUCCUGGCUGCCCCGUUGGUUGAUUGACUAGUUGAUUGCUUGCUUGCUUGCUUGAUUGAUUGAUUGGGUGCUUGGGUAGUUGCAGAACAGCGGAACGAAGCGUCGUUUCCCCUAACGUAGGUCUAGUCCGUAGUUUGAAAUUUGAUUUGUUAUGCCUGGGUCAUCUUAGCACGUUUGACACGAUUCCUACGGUAGAGCCCGUCUCUUGAGUGGCUCAUUCAAGUUCCUUGUCUUAGAAGUUAGGUCGCUUCUGGAGCAUUGAGUGCUUGCUUGCGUGCUUGCUUGAUUGAUUGAUUGCUUGCAUGGACAAUCGACAUUGUCGUUGCAGCACUUGCAAGAAAGCUUGAAGAGCAAGAGGAUGUGAGAUGCAAGAGAUGAAGAAGUGGACAAAAAACGCUUUUUGUUCUGCGUCCUCCACACUUCGUGGAUAGCGACUGCUGCUGGCCUUUCUUCCUCAUCUCCUUGCUUUUGGAGCUGCUGUUGUUUUUGUUUCUGUCAUCCUUGCUGUCGUCACCGGCGAUGCUGGUUUGUUGGGGACGACCACUAUCCGUUCACUUACUGACUUUCUCUUUGCUGAAUUGCGUUUUCUUUCAUCCCCCACCUUCCCUCCCCCUCUCCCCCCCCCCCUCCGCCCUUCCUGAAUGGAAGUGGAAAGGAGCGAAGGGAAGAGGAGCUCAUCUCCUAGAGGUUGUCAGUGUACUUUGUUUGCAUUUUUGCUACCAUCCGGCAUCAGGAAGCUGAUGCUGGCUUCAGAUCUAGCAAAAGCGGGCAAAGGUAUGUUGAGCUUAGGGGGCCUGUUUCAGAAAACACAGAACCUUAGGAUGCUUUUUUUUCUUGAUUUAUACGGGCCGAGCCCCUUUGGUUCGAGUCAAACAGUUCGAUCGUUCAUUAGAACCAGAAACGAGAGUCUGGACUAAAUCAUCCUGAAGGGAGGACGGCGAGCGAUGUCAGUUCAAAUGUGGCCCUCGGCCCUGGCAUGAUGAGAGGACGGCGAGCAGGCAGGCGGUUCUCCGUAGGAGUAGAGGAGGGAUUCUCCUCUGGCAGGCGGGUAAGAGCGGGCGGGAUCGUUGUGGCUAUCAGUCUCUUGGUCGAAGGCACGUCGGUCGCUGGAGAGGAGGAGCCCCGUGAUCCCGUAGUGUCGGAGUAGAACGGUCAACCAGAGGAGGCCGGGGGUGGACGACGUAAGGCAGGCCGCUUGGGUAAAGGGGACAUCAAUUUCAAAUCUUUGACAAACGUGAGGUGAAUCGCAAAGCCCCGGAAGCGGUUUCUCUGGGAAUGGGGGGUGAAGCAGAGGUGGGCGUGUUGGGCAGCAAGGCUCGGUUUUCUAGAAUCGUCCGGGCGUGUCAGGAUGAGUAUGGCCAGUCUUGUCUAACUUGUUGGUUUGGCUUCCUGAAUUUGACCGGCUUAUCUCCGGCUGCCGCGGUCGGGAGCGCGUACGGAUGUGACGACGUCGUUGAUUCUUCACUGUCACAAUGUGUGAAGUAGAAGGCGCAAUUGGCUCUCCGCGGCCUGUGGGUGCACAAUGUGCGCGUUUAGAUGGACUGCCUCCCUCGUCGUUCCGUCACUCGCACAUUCCCUUAUUCUGUACCACAUUCACUCAUUCCUCCCUCGUUCACACAUUUCUCCGUCGCUCCCUAACUCCAUUACUACCACAUUCACUCAUUCGUCUCUCGCACAUUCCCUUAUUCCGUACCACAUUCACUCAUUCCUCCCUCAUUCACACAUUUCUCCGUCGCUCCCCAACUCCAUUACUACCACAUUCGCUCAUUCGUCUCCCAUUCCCACAUUCCUUCCUCUCAUUCCCUCGUUCCCACAUUCCCUCAUUACCACAUUCCCCCUCAUCCCUCAUUUCCAUUUCCGUCCUUCCCUAGGCUCCUUUCUCUCCCUUCUCCCCUGUCCACCGCGCCUUUUGAUUCGACAGGCGCUCAGAUGCACGCUUCGCAUCGUUUCCUGAAUUACCUGACGCUGCCUGUCACCGCAUGUCAGAAAGCAGAAGCCGCGGCCGUAGUGGGGGAAAAAAGUGAGUGACGUGCUGAUGAAGCUGCUGCCACAGUGUGACUGUUAGAUAGCUGACAGUGGCAAUUAUCAUGCAGAGGACGUGGAGGAGGACGUAGGCUGGAGGACUUGUUUGGUAGCCACGGGGGAAGAGAGGUCCUCAGAACCGUCCGAAAAUUGAGGGUUGUUGACUUUUUGAACUAGAAGGGAGGACAGGAUGCUUCUCCGUUCGAAUACCUGGCGAGCCGAGGCAGGGGAAUAAGCGGCAUAGAUCGCGUGGGUGUCGCAGCAAGGCGUGAAGAAGUUUGCCUGCAAGGAUCUACUGGAGGCUCAGGGCCGACUUCUAGAGAUAUGAUGAAAUGUCCGGACAGGACGGGAUUGUUGUUUGUUGUUUCAUAGCGUAGUUAGCGUGCGCUAGGUUUCAGAGAUUGCGCGUGCUUUCGUGCGUGUGCCUGGGCUUUACUUUUUCCUCGUUGCUUUGCCAAAGCGGCCUGGAGAGGGUCGGAAUCAGUGCACGACCCAUUGACACACACAGGAUUGCUGAAGGUAGCGAGAGUCGGAAAUAAAUGUGGGGGCGGUAGGACUCUGGCGAACCACCGCCUGCAUGAUGCAUUAGAGCAGGCUGCUUGAGGGAAGUGUCUGCUCGCCUUCACUGAGAAAGAGAUGGAUGCGAGAGAGUGCCGUGAGAGAUAGCGGAGCGAGAAGGCUUGGGGGGGAGGAGGAAAACCAGAGAGGAGACGGGCAUGAGACACCGUCCGAGUCGGGACGAAUCGAGGUGCGCGCGGAAUUUUUUCUAAGAGUGGAAGGUGGGUCGUUGAAAAUUGUGAGGCAAGGGUAUUCGCUCUCAAUUAACGAAAAGAUUCGAAAGGGUUGUGUGCCGUGUACAUUAAUGACCGUCUGCUGGGCUGAAGACGGCUUCAGUUGAUCACCGUCUGUUUAACUAGCCCCGGAAGGUAACGGUAGCAGCCCCUGUGUGUGUGUGAGUGUGUGUGUGUGUGCGCGCGCGCGCUUGUAUGCACGCGACGGCGGAUGAGGGACAGCGUAUGUGUACGUGCUGUGCUCGUGUGUCCGCGCCUCCUGGAUGCGCGUGUUUAUGUCUGGGUGCCGAUGCAUGUGCGGUGCGGCAUGUGAAGAUCCACACCCCGUCAUGCACACACAUACACACGCAGAGACAGACACACACACGCACACACACACACACACACACACACAGAGAGAGAGAGAGAGAGAGGUGGAUGUGGAGAGGAGUUGUGGUAGGCUAGGGAAUGAGGUGGGUUGAGAUGGAUAAAGAGAGUUAUGGCAGGCUAGCGCAUGAGCUGCAACAGUGAGGGGGAGGAGUACAGGAAGUAGGGGCUGCUGUGGACGUUACGUAGCGUGAUGGACGAUUGGGACAGGGGGCGAAAGAAUAGCUCCUGGCCUCGUCUGGAUGACGUUGAGAAUCCAUCCAGUGGUAGAAGAACUCCGUGGGAAUGAGGGACGCCGAAGAAGUGGGAGAGGAAAGUGAAAGUGGAUUGGGUUGGGGCAGGGCCGAGGUGCGGAAUCAAGCGAGCGAAUCUUCCUUUUUGGUCAGGCCGAAGAAGAAUUAGAGGGGCCCGCAACUGGAAGAUCGACAGAGGAGGGGCCUGGAGGCAGCGGGAUAGAAAAUUGGAGAAAAAACAUGGAACGAAGGAGGGGAAAUGAAGAAGGAGAUUCACAAAGCCUGCAGGUAUGGAUGAAGCAGCCAUGACCCUUUGUUUUCGUUCGCGCUAAAAGAAUGCAAUCCUUUUACUUUGUCUUGAAAUUAACCUGC